Messenger RNA from Clonostachys solani, 702 nucleotides. NCBI's taxonomy places the organism in Eukaryota, Fungi, Ascomycota, Sordariomycetes, Hypocreales, Bionectriaceae. The record is from the annotation of a GenBank genome assembly.
AUGGUUGCACUCAAGCAGUUGAGUGUGACCGCAGUCCUGUGGCUGGGCCUCGCCAGCCGUGGACUUGCACAGUCCCUUGAUAAACCUGACGAUCUCGCUGUUCGCGGUGAGAACGUUGAAGAAAUUGUCGCUCGAGAUGUCGAUCUUGGUCUUGAAGAAAGAGACGAGGAUGAUGAGCUUGAGACUCGCGACAUUGAGGACGAGCUCGUCGAAAUUCGUGACUUCGAGGAUGACCUUCUUGAGGCUCGAGAUAUCGAGGAGGAGCUCCUAGAGGCUCGGGAUCUCUAUGUGCGCCAGAGGCAGCCUCGCCCUCGCCCUGCUCCUCUCCCCGCUCCUCGCCCCCGUCCUGGGCCAUUCCUCCUACCCCCCCUCCUUCUCCCGCCAACCGUCGAGGUCGAGGACGACGUGAUGUUGACUAUCUUGAGGCUCGGGAUCUUUAUGCUCGCCAGCGCCAGCCUCGUCCUCGUCCUGCUCCUCUUCCUGCUCCUCGCCCUCGCCCUGGACCGGUUCCUCCCACUCCUCCCCCCUCACCUGCAAGGCGCCGCCACUGAGGGGUCCGAGACAAGAAUGACUGCUCGGACAGGCUGCGGUUGUGAAUUCACCGAAGCAAACCAGAAGCCGCAGCCUCUUGGGAGCGUCACCGGCCUGACCUGCAGCGCGGGAAAGAAAUCAAUGGGGAUGGAUUUUGUACGAUUAAGUUGA